Bacidia gigantensis is the source of this 2091-nucleotide messenger RNA. RefSeq lists its product as uncharacterized. The record is from RefSeq and is a predicted model, not a curated record. The transcript has a single exon. Lineage: Eukaryota; Fungi; Ascomycota; Lecanoromycetes; Lecanorales; Ramalinaceae. The coding region runs from base 1 to 2091 and encodes 696 amino acids. Gene Ontology annotation, cellular component: mitochondrial inner membrane. Gene Ontology annotation, biological process: mitochondrion inheritance.
AUGAGCAGUAAUGUGGCUUUCAGACUGCACGCCACCUUCCUAUGCAGCCCAGCACGUUCUGGGAUUCAAAGCAGAACCUAUUCCAACAUUUCAAACCACCUCUCCUCUAACCAGUCACUUUAUUCGCCUGCCAGCUAUUAUGCUAUCCAGGUAGUCAGAGCAAUUAUUCCUCCCGUAAACCAGGCAUCGUUCAUCCACAGGCGAUGUGUGCCUUCGGUGCCCUCACCUAAGUCGCCGUAUCUGCGACAGCACCUUGAUUUCAAGACUUGCAUAUUUAGAAGCGCAGCCAAAAGACGAAAUGGCAACACGCCUGGCGCUACCGAACUCGUCACACGGCGUUUUCAUACGAGUCCGGGCGCCUGGAGUAAGGCUCCAUCAGAUCAAGGGGGGGAGGAGACCCUUGAACAAGUCCGAAAAGCGGAUUCAAAGCCUCCAAUCUCACCUACGGCCCCGACAAUCAAUCAGCAUCUGCGCCAACGCCUACCAAACAUUGCCCACAUCCAUAGACCCGGUCGUGAGGAGCUUCUUGCGGCCGCAACCGGCUUUUGGUCUCGUUUGAAAGUUCGUUUCAAGUGGUUUUCAAUACGAAGUGUCCGACCUUUCAAUGCCGAUGAGAUUGGCGCCUUGUUUUCAUGGGUCCUGCUCGGCCAUGUCUUGUGGAUCAUACUGGGUACGACCACAUUCUUUUCUUUAGCCAUCUUCGCCGUCAACACAGUCUUCGCCCAGGAAACUCUGGCUAGAUGGGUUGGUAAUUAUCUUACCAAAUCGUCUGGAGUUAAGGUCGUUUUUGAGUCCGCGAUUGUACCGCAAUGGGGCAGUGGGGUGAUUUCUUUUAGAAAUGUCUUUGUGUCCCGACGUCCCGGGCAAGGCAAAGGGAAAGUAAGUAAAGGGCCGGCAAGCGAGGAAGCUGCUGCAGCUGCUGCAGCUGCUGUCCAAUCCGAGGACUUUUCGGGCCAUCUCCAACAGGCUCAGGGCGACGCGGACGACGGGAAUUAUACUCAAUUUGACCUUUCUCUGGAUACUGUGGACGUCACUUUGUCAUUCCGUAAAUGGUUUAAUGGGAAGGGCCUUCUACAUGAUGUAGAUAUCAAGGGUAUCAGAGGUAUCGUUGACAGAACGUCUGUUCAUUACGACGGGAUACCUAUCGAUCCUCGGAGAUACAAGCAUGAACACAAUCCAGGAGACUUCGAGAUCGAUUCCUUCAAAUUACAGGAUCUUCUUGUGACUAUCCACCAGCCUGGGGGAUUCCGACCAUUUCCCGUGAGCAUAUACAAUUGCGAUCUUCCGCAGCUUCGACGCCAGUGGCUCUUCUACGAUUUUCUGUCUGCAAACGUUGUGUCAGGAUCCUUUGACAAUUCCCUGUUCACCAUACACCCCGCCCAAAUGCAUGGCUACGUCGGAGGCCAUAUGAACCAUGGUUCCGAAAGCACGCACGAUAACCACCCAUUUAAGAAAAGUAGCCGGCUCCGGAUUGCGGGCCUCAACAUUAACCACCUGAAUCGCGGUGUAGAAGGUCCCUUCUCGUGGAUACAUCAAGGGAACGUCGAUAUAAUUGCCGACAUGAAUUUUCCAGCCGACAGUGACGAAAGUAUCACGAAACUCAUGAGCGACUUCUACGAUCGAAUGGAGGCUGCAGUACACUCGAGGCGUAAUACUCAAGUCCUUUCCAAUCACCCGCACGAGACUCAUGAAUCUUUCAAUGAGCAGACUAUGGAGCCCGAGAAGCGCUUUCUAACCUUGGAUCUAAAAUUACAGCUGAAUGACAUCCGGGCUGCAGUUCCCAUAUUCACGAGAGACAUCUCUUACGUGAACAAUGCCCUCGUCAGACCGAUCGUUGCGUACAUGAAUUCGAGAAGGACCUUUAUCCCAAUCAAUUGUCAAGUUGUCAAAUACAUUGAUGAAUUUGACGGCAGCUGGACAAUCUACGAUAGUGGCCUCAUGGAUGACCUCUCUGUAGAAACCUAUCGAGCCUUUGCCGAAGGUGUGACAGAUAACCAGGCACGAAUGCGUCGUUUUAAAAAGGUUGGACUUUGGUCAUUGCAGCUUGCUGCACAGGCGUUCUUUGUAGGUUUGGCGGGCAAUUUCGCGUAG